AGAGCCAGCCGAGCGAGCGGUGAAAGAAAGACUCUUUGCAGUUCUGGCGUGAGGUAGGAGAGGCUCGGCUGCUGCAAACACGAAAUCCGUCAGUUCCCGUUAUAAAUUUCGAGGGGCACAAGAACGAACGGACGGACAGUCGCGCGCGGGUGCAUGACUGUGCUUGACGAAAAAUGUGAGUCAACCCAAAUUGGCAACCUUAUAUCAGCGCAGCGCCGAGAAGGAGGAAAGCAAAUAAGGGCCGUGCAGCCGCCUACCGAAGAUUGUCCGAUGUGGACAGUCGUCCUCCGAAGGUGACCGUGUCUUAAAGCUUUUGCGAGAUGACCGUCACCUACACCGCCGAGGUAGCCACCUGCCGCGGCUUCGGUUGCUUCCUCAAGCUGCUCUUCAGAUGGAGGGGCAGCAUUUACAAACUUGUGUGGCCAGAUUUAAUAGCCUUCCUCGUAGGCUACUUCAGCCUCAGCCUUAUGUACAGAUUCGUACUCCAAGACCCCGAAAGAGAAAUCUUUGCGAGGGUGGUGCAUUACUGCGAUACAUACAGUGAUCUGAUUCCUCUUUCAUUCGUGCUCGGCUUCUAUGUGUCGAUCGUGAUGACCCGGUGGUGGAGCCAGUACCAGAACAUCCCAUGGCCGGACCCAAUCGCCGUAUUUGUCAGCGCAACAAUUCACGGCCAGGACGAGCGAGGUCGUCUGAUGCGCCGUACCAUUAUGCGUUAUGUGUGCUGCUGCCUGGCGCUCGUGUUCACCAUGAUCAGUCCCAGAGUGAAGAAGCGAUUCCCUACGCUAGAUCACUUCGUCGAAGCGGGUCUGCUGAUGGAAAACGAGAAGCAAAUCAUUGAGGACCUGAACCAGAAGUUCCCGCGCCACUCAAAACACUGGCUGCCCAUCGUGUGGGCGGCCAGCAUUGUCACUAGGGCACGCAAGGAAGGCAGAAUCCGCGACGACUUUGCCGUCAAGACCAUCCUUGACGAGCUGAACAAAUUCCGCGGCCAGUGCGGCUUACUUCUCAGCUACGACACAAUUUCAGUGCCUCUCGUCUACACUCAGGUGGUCACGCUCGCGGUCUACUCCUUCUUCAUGACUGCCAUCGUUGGCAGACAAUGGGUCCGGCCUGAGGACCACCCUCACCACAAGGAAAAGGACAAUAUCGACUCCAUUUUUCCCAUCUUCACCACCCUUCAGUUCUUUUUCUACAUGGGGUGGUUGAAAGUGGCCGAAUCGCUCAUCAAUCCAUUUGGUGAAGAUGAUGAUGACUUUGAAGUCAACUGGAUCGUUGACCGCAACCUUCAGGUGUCUUACUUGAUCGUAGACGAGAUGCACCAUGAGCAUCCAGAGCUGCUGAGGGACCAGUACUGGGAUGAAGUGUUCCCGUCAGAGCUGCCGUACACAGUGGCGGCUGAGCAGUACAGGGAUAACAUUCCCGAGGCGUCUACUGCCAACAUCGAAAUCAAAGAUUCGGACGCGCUCAUUUCCUCAAGCGUGCCGCGCAAUGACGAAAACUACAUGAACAGAUUGGCCAGUGGCGAGUCAAUCAGAACGCAGAGGAGAGCCUUAAGUCGGCAAGCAUCGGCCAGGGAAAGACACCUCUCCGGCAGGUCCAGUGCGAGUUCUAGCACGCUCAACAGCAACCACGGCAGCCAGCCGGCCAUGUCCUUGCCUCGCGUCGCCUCCAUAACCAAUGUCUUGCGCCGCAUGUUUUCGCGGGAUCGUGACCACAACCUCGGCUCAUCUGCGGGAACUGAAUCUGUGAGCGGAAGUCGAGUGGACAUGUUCCACAGCAACCAGAGCCUGCACACGCGAGGAAUGGCGGGCACGACGGCGAUCGCUGAGCAGGUGAUUCCAGAACUGGAUGAGAUGCAAGCGACCGUGAUCUCGAUGCGCAAGCCGGAGAGCCGACCUCACAUGCAGGACAUCUUCGCAAUCGCGGUGCCAACAACGCCGAGCCCAACGCACGAGAGCUCCAAGCCCAUCUUUAUCAUGGGCUCGGUCAGCACAGCGCACUCAACGCCGAGCACGCUGCGCGGAGUGAGCAUAGAUAGUGGUUCUGAUGACGAGAAAACUCACCUGACGAGGCCCAAGGACCUGCAAGACAUGGCCGAGUCGGGCGCCUCCGACAUGAACAGCCUCUUGAUCGAGCCCACGUCAUCCUCGGGGGCCAAAAUCGUGCGCAGUGGUGACAACAAGUCGGCUUUGUGACCCUUGCCUUUCGUCCAUGUUUAUUAAUUGAUUGCGAGCAUUCCAACUCGAAGUGUAGCACAAUAAUUUGGAUUAAGGAUUCGUGCACAGAAUGUUUGCUGAGCAAAUAUCACGCCGUGUUGUCGAUGGCUGUAUUAAUUUAUUUAGCACACCGGGGAAAACGCACUAGUUCAAUACUUUGAUCAAGAAUCUCAAUGUGGUGCUUCUAAUUACGCUAACGAUCGUUUUAGCUUUGCUUGUAAUUCACCGGUGCCUUCAUCAGUAAGUGCGAAUCUCUGAUGUUGCCGAGAUUCUUGGGCUGCUACAUGAAUUGUCACAAAUUUUAUUAAGCAGUUGCCUUUUACUUGGUUGUGGAUGACUUAAAAUGUAAGAUUACGAAAAUCGCACACAAAAGUUAGAAUUAAUUGUUCCAUUACAUUUUACAAACUGAGUUUCAAGUUGUGCCUUUUUUACGAUUGAAGCACGCAAAAUUCGCAUAAUUUUAUUUUUUAUUGGUAAGUUCAUUGAAUUACAUUAUGUUUCACUUCCAGAAGUGAGCUGGUUUUGAUUACCAACAAAUUAUGUGAAAUUUUUCAAAUAUAAUAGCUUUGAUCUUGAAACACCUUUACCUAAUUUAGAACAAUAAUUAUUGUAAUGUACUGCUUGCAGCAGCUAAUCAUCUCGAAAUUUGAGAUAAAUAAAUCAUCGCAUUCAGACUUAAA
This is a messenger RNA of Cloeon dipterum, 2896 nucleotides long. RefSeq names its product Bestrophin 1 (gene Best1). NCBI's taxonomy places the organism in Eukaryota, Metazoa, Arthropoda, Insecta, Ephemeroptera, Baetidae. Gene Ontology annotation, molecular function: chloride channel activity. The record is from RefSeq and is a predicted model, not a curated record. Bases 321 to 2195 code for a protein of 624 amino acids. The transcript has 10 exons.